GCAGAAAUGAGAAGUUAAGGUGGACGGACAAACUAGGAGAUUUCUAAAGACAAAAGUAUAAAGUAGGUAAAGGAUUACACACAAUCAUGGCUCCUUGGACGAAAACCACAAGAGAGCGGUAUGGUGUAGUAAAGUGGAACUUUGUUGGCCAAAAUGAGAAGCACCUUUCCCUGGAGGUGGGCGAAACUGUCCACAUCCAAGAGGUUUGCGAAGGUUGGUACAGAGGCUGCUUGUCUAGGAACAAAGCGCAACAGGGAGUGUUUCCAGUCAGUUUUGUUCAAGUUAAGGAAGUCAUAAUUGAAAAACGAGGAGAUGAGGAAGUGGUGUUGUCUGCAGAGAUGCCCUUGGUGAAGGAGGUGACCACUACGUUGAGGGAGUGGGGAAGCAUAUGGAAGCAGCUAUUUGUGGCCAAUAAAGAGGCACGUGUCAAACAGGUCCAGAGGCUGAUGUGGGAACUGAUGGAGUGGCGUUCUCAGCUCCUGUCUGGCACCCUGCCUAGUGAUGAAUUCAAGGAGCUAAAGCAGAAAGUUACUUCCAAGAUUGACUAUGGCAACAAGAUCCUUGAAUUGGACCAGGUUGUUCGAGAUGACGACGGGAACAUCUUGGACCCAGAGCGAGCCAACGUCAUCAGUCUAUUUCGGGCCCAUGAGGAGGCCACAGCCAAGAUCAAUGAACGCAUCAAAGAGGAGCAGUCCAACAUCCAGACAGACCACAGCGGGAUCUCAGCACGGAUCCAGUCCUCCCCCACCCACAGCCUCUACGUCUUUGUGAGGAACUUUGUCUGUCGCAUUGGAGAGGACUCAGAGCUCUUCAUGUCCCUCUAUGAUCCCAAUAAGCAAACCAUCAUCAGUGAGAACUACUUAGUACGCUGGGGCAGCAAAGGUUUUCCUAAAGAGAUUGACAUGCUCAACAACCUGAAGGUUGUCUUUACAGACUUGGGAAACAAAGACCUGAGCAGAGAGAAGAUUUAUUUGAUCUGUCAGAUUGUAAGAGUAGGCAGGAUGGACCUGAAAGAAGCAAUCAACAAGAAGUUUACUCAGGGCCUGAGGAGGCCUUUUGGGGUGGCAGUGAUGGACAUCAGUGAUAUCAUCAAAGGGAAGAUUGAAUGCGAUGAAGAGAAGCAGUAUUUCAUCCCCUUUUUCCCGGUAGUUGCAGAAAAUGACUUUCUCCACACCUUACUGAACAAAGUGACAACAUCACGAGGAGACAGUGGUGGCCAAGGGCUGUGGGUCACCAUGAAGGCUCUGGUGGGGGACAUCGUGCAGAUUCGGAAGGAAUACCCUCACCUCGUGGACCGCAGCACCGUGGUAGCCCGGAAGCUUGGCUUCCCAGAGAUCAUUAUGCCUGGAGAUGUUCGCAAUGACAUCUACCUCACCUUACAGGGCGGAGACUUCGACAAAUACAACAAGACAACCCAGAAAAACGUGGAGGUCAUCAUGUGGGUCUGUGAUGAGGAGGGCAAAGUCAUACAGAACUCCAUCUGUCUGGGAGCAGGGGAUAAGGCAGUCAGUGAGUAUAGAUCUGUCAUCUACUACCAAGUCAAACAGCCCCGCUGGAUGGAGACGUUUAAGGUGGCAGUCCCCCUGGAAGAAAUGCACAGAAUUCAUUUACGCUUUAUGUUCAGACAUCGCUCUUCCCAGGAGUCCAAGGAUAAGAGUGAGAAGAACUUCGCUAUGGCUUUUGUGCGUCUAAUGAAGGAGGAUGGGACUGUUCUGCAGGAUGGGCUGCAUGAACUUGUGGUCUUCAAGGGUGACAGCAAGCGCAUGGAAGACGUGAACUCCUACUUGUCUUUGCCCUCAACCCGCAGCCAUCACAGUGACCCCCACAAGAUGUCCACACUGAGCCGCAGCUCAAGCAGCGUGUCUGGGGGAGGAGGAGGCCUGUCUGUGAGCUCUAGAGACAGCUUCACCAUCUCCACCCUGGUCUGCUCCACUAAACUCACCCAAAAUGUGGGGCUUUUGGGUCUGCUCAAGUGGAGGACUCGACCUGAGCUCCUCAAAGAAAACUUGGAGAAGCUAAAAAUCAUUGAUGGAGAGGAGGUGGUCAAGUUUCUGCAGGACACUCUGGAUGCCUUGUUCAACAUUAUGAUGGAACACUCUCAGACUGAUGACUAUGACAUUCUUGUGUUUGAUGCCUUGAUAUACAUCAUCGGGCUCAUCGCUGACAGAAAAUUCCAGCACUUCAACACAGUGCUGGAGGCCUACAUCAAGCAACAUUUCAGUGCUACGCUGGCUUACAAAAAGCUGAUGUCGGUGUUGAAGAGGUAUCUAGAUGUGUCCAGUCGAGGAGAACAGUGUGAGCCUAUACUCCGAACCCUCAAAGCCCUCGAGUAUAUCUUCAAGUUUAUCGUUCGUUCACGCAUGCUCUACUCGCAGCUGUACGAGGGGAAGGAGCAGGCAGAGUUUGAGGAGUCGCUGAGGAGGCUUUUUGAGUCAAUCAACAAUCUGAUGAGAACAGACUACACCACCACACUGUUGCUCAGGGUUGCUGCUCUGAAGUACCUGCCAACAGUCCUGCAAGAUGUGGAGAAAGUAUUUGAUGCCAAGCUUCUCAGUCAGUUGCUGCAUGACUUUUACUCCUGCAUUCCUCCUGAGAAACUCCAGAAACAGAAGGUGGCCUCUAUGACUGAAAUUGUCAGCAGCCAGCUCUUCCAGAGACAAGAAUGCCGUGAUGUGUUGUUACCCCUGAUGUUGCGGGAGCUGAGUGGGGCACUGGUCACGAUGGCUGACGGCCCACACGAUGAGAGGAAAAACAGUUUGGAGCUCCUCAACAACAUCCUCGAGGUCCUCAGCAGGAACAAUGUGGGGGACACCUUCCAACAUAUCCAAGACAUUGUGGUAUCUCUGCUACGGGUCAUCAACCAGACAGUCAUCACCAUGGGUCGAGAGCACACUCUGAUUUCGAGGGUUGUUGCCUGCAUGACAGCUAUUCUAAGUCAGAUGGAUGAUCGACACUAUUCUACAUACAUCGAAACCUUCAGUGGAACUACUGAUCUAGUGGACUUCCUAAUGGAGUCCUUCCUCCUUUUCAAGGACUUGAUUGGGAAACAUGUGUAUCCGUCUGACUGGAUGGCCAUGAUCAUGGUACAGAACAGGGUGUUCCUAAGAGCCAUCAAUACAUAUGCUGACACUAUGAAAGAAAAGUUCCUUAAUAACGAUGACUUUGAAGUCCAGUUGUGGAAUAACUACUUCCACUUGGCAGUUGCUUUUAUUACCCAGGAGUCCCUGCAGCUUCAGCAUUUCUCCCCAACCAAGAGGAACAAGAUUCUGGCCAAAUAUGGAGAUAUGAGAAGGCUUAUUGGCUUUGCAAUCCGUGACAUCUGGUAUAAACUAGGCAGUCAUAAAAUCUGUUUCAUCCCCGGCAUGGUGGGUCCCAUCCUGGAGAUGACUUUGAUCCCUGAGGAAGAGCUGAGAAGGGCCACUAUUCCCAUCUUCUUUGACAUGAUCACCUGUGAACAUGCACGUUUUGGAAACUUCAGCAAGUUUGAGAAUGAGAUCAUUCUGAAGUUGGACCAUGAGGUGGAGGGUGGUGGAGGAGAUGAACGCUACAUGCAGCUACUGGAGAGCAUAUUGCUGGACUGUGCUGCUGAGAAACCCACGCUGAGGCCACAGGUGCAGCACUUUGUCUCCUUGGUGAAGGGGCUCCUCAUUCGUCUCCUUGACUACCGCACCGUGAUGAGCGAUGACAGCCGCAACAACCGCAUGAGCUGCACAGUCAAUCUUCUGAACUUUUACAAGGACAUCAAUCGUGAAGCGAUGUAUAUCAGGUACCUUUACAAGUUGAGGGACCUUCACCUGGAGUGUGAAAACUACACAGAGGCGGCGUACACACUGCUGCUCCACUCUCGUCUGCUCAAGUGGUCAGAUGACAUGUGCAGUCAGUUUGAGUUCCACGGCUCCCAAACGCAGCGACAGCUCAAAGAAACUCUCUACGAUACAAUCAUUGAUUACUUUGACAAGGGCAAGAUGUGGGAAGAGGCCAUCACUCUGUGUAAGGAACUUGCAGAGCAGUACGAAAAUGAGAUCUUUGACUACGAGCUGCUCAGCAAGAGACUGGAAAAACAAGCCAAGUUCUAUGAAAAUAUUAUGAAGAUCUUGAGGCCUAAACCAGACUACUUUGCAGUGGGCUACUAUGGACAGGGCUACCCUCCAUUCCUCAGGAACAAGGUGUUUAUCCACCGUGGUAAGGAGUAUGAGCGCAGAGAGGACUUCCAGAACCAGCUGAUGAGCCAGUUCCCCAGCGCUGUGCGUCUCAACACAACCACCAUGCCAGGGGACGAUAUCAAGAACUCUCCACUUCAGUAUAUCCAGUGUUUCACAGUGCAGCCAGUCCUCGAAAUCCCUCCUCGCCUGAAGAACAAACCCGUUCCUGACCAGAUCAUCAACUUCUAUAAGUCCAACUAUGUGCAGCGCUUUCACUAUUCCAGACCUGUGAGGAAAGGACCCGUGGACCCAAACAAUGAGUUUGCUUCCAUGUGGAUUGAGCGCACAACCUUUACCACUGUCUAUAAGCUGCCUGGGAUCCUGCGCUGGUUUGAGGCAACUGACAUGAAGCAUACUACCUUGUCUCCUUUGGAGAAUGCCAUAGAGACCAUGGAGUCAACAAAUGAGAAGAUUUUAACGAUGAUUAACCAAUACCAGUCUGACUGGAGCCUUCCUAUCAAUCCUCUCUCCAUGCUGCUCAACGGCAUCGUUGACCCAGCUGUCAUGGGUGGCUUUGCGAAAUAUGAAAAGGCCUUCUUUACUGAAGAGUACACCCAGCAGCACCAGGAGGACAGAGAUAAGCUGGUUCGCCUCAAGGACCUCAUCGCAUGGCAGAUCCCAUUAUUAGGUGGAGGAAUCUCCCUCCAUGGGAAGAGAGUAACAGAGGACUUGCGUCCUUUCCAUGAGCGCAUGGAGGAGUGUUUCAAACAGCUGAAAAAGAAAGUGGAGAAGGAGUACGGCGUGAGAGAGUUGCCGGACUUGGAUGAGAGAAAGUCUACUCGUCCACGCUCCAUGCUGCGAUCAUUUCGUCAGUCCGUCAUCUCGAUUUCCUCACUGCAGGGAUCCGAGUGUGGGACGCCAACCAAGACACAUGCAGACAGGGACAUUCCUCCUGAGUCUCCAAACUCCUGGAGCUCUGCCACCCUGCCACGCUCCAGUGGCAGUGUUAGUAUAGGUGAGGAGGGGAGCGUGAUGACAGUGGGUGAUGCAGAGGUCAAAAUGAGGAAGAGUAAGAAGAAAAAGAAAAGGAGCAGCAUGAUCUUCAUCACAGAGGAAAGAGAACGGACCAGUACACUGGAAUGCAAACGGCUGUCCAAGAAACAGGAGUUCCGCAGUGACACCAACUUGUCUGAGCCAAAUGAAGUAAAUGUGGCGCUGACCAAUGCCAACUCAAGAUCCCUGCCUGCCAUCACAGGCCUGUCCUUGUCAGUGGCAGGAGGGGCUGAGGAGAUGGAGUCCUCCAGAGCCAGGAGGGAUAGUAAGAGCAUGUCUGUGUGUGCAACCUCUGACCGAACAGCAGAUAGACGCUCAAAGGGUGUCAUCAACCUGUUAUUCAAGUCCAAGAGCUCCAGAUCAGAGGAAGUGAAGCCCAGUGAUCCACCCAAAGGAAGCGACAGCCAUUUUUGAAAUGUAUUAUUUUCAUUUCUUGUCUUCUUUACUUAUUUGUACUAUGCUUUUUUUUAAAACCAAAGACCUGUAGCUAAAUCCACAAUUAUACACUGACUCACACAGCCUACUUGUCUGUCUCAAUGUUGCUGUUGCCUUAAUAUAAUUGAUUUUACCUAUCAGUAAAGGCUAUUUUUGUUGUGUGACCUUUUUCCUGGCGAUUUAGAUGAUUCCCAGUGAAGCUAAAUGCCAUCUUACAGCUUUUCAAUCAAUUCUGCUUCUACAAGAAUGAGCAAACACAAACCAUCCCUCCGACACACUUGAUUAAAAGCUUCUCAUUAUACGGCUUUCAGCAUUGUUGACACUGAAGUUAAUGAGAAAAUAAUAAUUCUAUAAAGCACAAAGGUUACUGUGUCCUCCCAAAGGACUUUAAACUGGAACUUGUUGCCACGAGGCUUUGGCACUGAUACAACAAAUAGGAAAGUCUAAUAAACUCAAAUAGAGUCAACAAACUGUGAAACUCAUUGUACAACAUCAAAGCUGUGUGUACCCCAAUGUUGAGUUUGUGUUUCUGUAUGAAUUCUGUUGGGAGUUACUUUCUGCAUGGUUU
Molecule: messenger RNA, 6198 nt
Organism: Pelmatolapia mariae (spotted tilapia)
Lineage: Eukaryota; Metazoa; Chordata; Actinopteri; Cichliformes; Cichlidae
Gene: dock2
Product: dedicator of cytokinesis protein 2
Exons: 51
Coding region: 87-5609 (1840 amino acids)
Biological process (GO): cell migration; actin cytoskeleton organization; myoblast fusion
Cellular component (GO): plasma membrane; cytoplasm
Molecular function (GO): small GTPase binding; GTPase activator activity; guanyl-nucleotide exchange factor activity
Source: RefSeq, a predicted model, not a curated record